UGGUGCGUGUGCGUGGCGGAGUGUAGGUCUCCGAUGCGAUGCGAGACGCCACGUACGGGGCGAUGGACGCGAGUCGCUUCGUCGUCUCGCACCACCUGCGCAGCGGGCAGAUGUUCGAGCGCGAGGCGGCGCGGGCAAAGGCGCAGCCGGCGUGGUCGCCUCUCCUCGGCGAGUGCGAGGCGUGGCCGGCCGUGCGCGCCGAGGCGGGCGGCGCGUCGGCCGAGCUGCAAGCGGCGAUGCGCACGUUCGAGUGUUGCCAGCAGUGGAAGCUGUGCCGGCUCGGGCCGGCGGCCAAAUAGGGGCCAGUGGUCGGAGGCGGGAGUGUGCCCGGCCGGAACGCGCACUGACAACCGCGACGGCGCGUAAUUAUGGGGGCGCAUUCGGAAGAACGGGCGCGAGAGGUGGAAGGGGAGGCGCUGGCGCACACACUGAUUGUGACACUCUUUCGAAUCGUCGUAUUGCAGUUCAACGCAAUGCACUGAGGCCGGGUGUGUCUGUCAUCUGUCUCUGAAUUGUGAGUCUGAUGAUUGCUCGUACUGACGUACUCCCAUGCCGCGUUUCGCGACACACAUCCCCGCAUGACACAUACACUCUGCAUGCACGAGAUGAUAUGCAAAAUGAUGCAAGUAAUGAAAGAUGCCAGAAGCAG
Messenger RNA from Emiliania huxleyi CCMP1516, 649 nucleotides. RefSeq lists its product as hypothetical. The transcript has 4 exons. Lineage: Eukaryota; Haptophyta; Isochrysidales; Noelaerhabdaceae. The record is from RefSeq and is a predicted model, not a curated record. The annotation marks the transcript as partial.